Messenger RNA from Amyelois transitella, 2540 nucleotides. Its product is annotated as transmembrane protein 268. The record is from RefSeq and is a predicted model, not a curated record. The coding region runs from base 169 to 1326 and encodes 385 amino acids. The transcript is spliced from 4 exons. Lineage: Eukaryota; Metazoa; Arthropoda; Insecta; Lepidoptera; Pyralidae.
AUUCUUAAUUUUGUCUCGUUCGUUCAUUUUAUCAAAUGUCAGUCAGCAGACUAAGUUUUUAUAAAUAAAAAACUAUUCCACAAAUUGUACACUACAGCAAAGUUUAAUAAAAAAAACGAAACAUUAGUAAUAUCGAGCAGGUGCUGCAACAAAAGUUACUUUUUUAAUAUGAGUAAUGUGGAAGUAAAACAAACGUCAGAAAUAAAUGAACACAAUGGUAGCGUUAAACAAGAUUCGGCCCGAGUUGGCUGGGUGAAAUUUGAUGACGAAUCUGGACAAGCAAAUACUCUAGGCGAUAGCCAUGUAGGAGUGUCUGCUACUGCCAUCGAAUCUCCUUCCGAAAAUAUCUCUUCUCAAGCACCUGCUAUUUUGAAUACUGAAUCAGUACAUGUAAACCUUGAACGUGGAGAUCGAAGUACAGAGCCUGUAACACUUAACACAUUGUCAAAGAAUGUUGAGUUUAUCAAUGUACGUCAAGGAUUUUGUAAUGGGGACACAAUAGUGACCCUUUUACCAGUGAACAGUCGGUGGCCCUGGGUGACACCAGCGCGCUUUCGUCCAGAACUUGUGCCAGAAGAACUAAUGGCACAGGGACUCACGCUCACUGUGGAAGAGUAUGUUCAUGCUAUGGAACUGCUUGUUAAUGAUGGAAGGUUCACAAUGUACAACAUAUGCUAUAAGCGUGUUCUAGUCUGCUGGGUUAGCGUGGCAUUUAUAGUGCUGCUGGCUCUGUUGUUUUCAGGUCUCACUGGCCUUAUUUUGUUCUCGCUUGGUGUUCUUUGGUUGAUUCUUAAUGCAGCUGCCAUAUUUUUAUGUAUGUGGAUAAAGUUGAAACUCUCAAAAGGCAUGGAAAAAUGCAUGGCUAAUGUCAACAAAUUGCUGAAUAAGCACAAAUUAAUACUUGCACUGGAUGAUCGAGGAAAGAUAUCAUGUCACAAAGUAAACUUGUGUUUUAUUUAUUUUGAUUCGGGACCAUGUAUUGCUCAUAUCCAACAAUUCAUUGAAAGCGAAGAAGGAAAGUCCAUAAUGCAGGGUUGGGAACAGAGACUGGAUGUCACUGUCAAUGAUAUUGUUAUACAAGGAAGUCAGUCUACAAGAUUAUCUCGAAAACAGGAAAGAGCGGCGCUGCUGUACCUGCGGUAUGUGGCAAGGUGGGGUGCAUACGCGAUAAAGAAUAGAUUGAAUCUCAGCAACACAGUGCCGGGGCGUCACGGAGAGAAAUAUGUCUGCCCAUGUCAAUUCAUAGAAGAACAUCUACAGACAAAACCUCCUGCGGGUAUCGCAAAAUUUUUCUCUUUGCCUAAUCAAAACGUCCAACUAUACUAAUAAUGAUGUUGUAUAGAAAGUAUUCAAUUAUAUAAAUUCCGUCCAUAUAGCAUUAAGUAAAUGAAUACCUAAUAUAUUAUUUUUCUGUACAUUUAUUUAGAUGUAAGUAAAAUUUUACAUAAUAUUGUGUAUUAAGUCAGACCAAAUCCGUCCAAAUUGUUCUGCUCAAUAAGGUUUUGAUUAAUUUAUAUUAGAGUAUAAAUAAUUAUUUAAUAGGUUUAUAACAAUAAUGUUUUACAAUAUUAAUUACGAGAUAAGCAUUUUAAUCAGUACCACUACACUAUUCUGUACUUGUAGUGUCUUCCUGUUAGUUUAAAAUCACACAAUAGGUACUUUUUGAUAUUGUGUUAUUUUAAUUGACAUCAUAUCUAUUUGACGGGAAAAGAUGAAUUCCUAAUUGAGAGGAGGGCAUGGAAAUUCUCUUUCUAUGUCUUCUCUCUUCCUAGUUCUCAUGCAGUCUAUUUUGGCCUAGAACUAAUUCAUGCUAUUAUAAUUUAUUUUUAACUACAUUUCAAACUAUUCUGUGACUGCAUAUGAUAUAGUUAUUUUUCUAAUCGUCUUGUCUAAUUUCUUAAUUUUUUGGCUGACCUGACCUUUAAAUUAAUUAGAUCAUAGAUAUUUAUUAUUAAGUGUUAAAUACCCCAUAAAAAGUUGCUUUGUGGCAAAGCUCAAACAGUGUGAGUUAUCCGUAGUUAUAUUUGUAUUUAUUAAAUGGCAGUUUUUUCAUAAUUACUAAAUUCAAUGGAAUUGUCAUAAGUACCUGAAGUUUAUAGAAUCGAAUUUCCGAAAAUAGUAUAGGUAUCAAGUGAAUUAAAAUAUCAAAAAUUAUUAUUUCUAGUACCUAUAUAUGCGUGUUACAAAUAAACGUACAUUCCACCAUAUACAUAUAUCUGAUUGAUAUGGCGUCUGAACAAUAUAUAAGUAGCUAAUUUUACCUUCUGACAAGAGGUUUUUUAUACCCCUAGGUAUAUAAUAAACACUAAUUGAUGCUGAAAUCACACAAACGUCUCGGCUAGUCUUACUAGUACUUAUGUUGUCGUACUUUAGUGUUACACCAACUUUACCUAUAAGCGUAUGUUAAGAUUACAUUCUAACAAAUAAGUUUGUUUCUAUAUCUACACUGCAUGAAAUAAAAAAAAAACUACAAUCCAUUAGAAGGUAUGAUUGCGUCCACUCUAAAAAAAAGAGAAUCUGCUGUUUAUGAUCUCUGAACA